Molecule: messenger RNA, 1146 nt
Organism: Aspergillus versicolor CBS 583.65
Lineage: Eukaryota; Fungi; Ascomycota; Eurotiomycetes; Eurotiales; Aspergillaceae
Exons: 2
Coding region: 1-1146 (381 amino acids)
Biological process (GO): L-valine biosynthetic process; L-leucine biosynthetic process
Cellular component (GO): mitochondrion
Molecular function (GO): branched-chain-amino-acid:2-oxoglutarate transaminase activity
Source: RefSeq, a predicted model, not a curated record
AUGGAAGCUAUCCAACCACUCGACGUAUCUCAAUUGAGAUAUGAAUACACCACCGCUCCCCGAGAGGUGCCCGAUCACGGUACUCUUGCUAAGAGCAAGCAGACAAUCUGUACCGACCAUAUGAUCACUGCGUCUUGGGAUAUCAACAGUGGCUGGUCCCCUCCGGAGCUGAAGCCGUAUGGACCGUUUACUCUUCUUCCUACGGCCUCCUGCCUUCAUUAUGCCUACGAGUGUUUCGAAGGACUCAAAGCCUAUCGAGGCCACGACGGAAAACUACGAAUGUUUCGAACUGACCGCAAUUCUCGGCGCCUCUUGAUGUCGGCCGAGCGAAUCUCCCUUCCCCAGUUUAGCCCGGACGAGUUGGAAAAGCUUAUCUAUGCAUUGGUCUCGGUAGAUGGUCCCAAGUGGCUUCCAGAGAGCCGCGCUGGGGAGUUUUUAUAUAUACGUCCGACAAUCAUUGGCACAGACUCCCAGAUCGGUGUAGCGAAGCCAACAGCAGCUCUUUUAUAUAUUAUUAUCGGAUACAUGGGUCGUAUGGAUACACCAGCUGGCGGAAAGCGUCUAUUGACGAAUCCUGAUGAUGUGGUACGCUCUUGGGUUGGCGGAUUCGGCUUCGCUAAAGUUGGAGCCAACUAUGGCCCGUCGCUGCAAGCCACAGAAGAGGCCUAUCGUCAAGGCUAUCACCAGAUUCUAUGGCUCUAUGGCCCUAACGGCGACUGUACCGAGGCAGGCGGGAGCAACUUCUUUGUGGUUUGGCAACGAAAGGAUGGCAAGAAGGAGCUCAUCACAGCUCCAUUAGAUGACCAGCUAAUUCUGAAUGGAGUUACCCGGCGAAGUUGCCUUGAUCUGGCGAGGGAACGAUUGAAGGAUGAGUUGGAGAUCACCGAGCGCAAAUUCACCAUAAGUGAACUCCAGGAGGCCUCUGCAGAAGGUCGGCUUUUGGAGUCGUUUGCCGCUGGCACAGCUUGGUUCAUUACACCAAUCUCGUUGAUCCGACACCGCACCGAGGAUAUCAAAAUCCCCACUGGACCCGAUGGCACACCAGCCGAAAUCACGGGGAAGAUUAAGGGAUGGUUGAGUGAUAUGAUGUACGGGCGCGUGGAGCACCCGUGGGCAAGGGUGGUCCCCGAAAAACAAGUGAAGUAG